GACGACAUUUGCUUUGUCGAAAUCAUCAUCUGAGAUGUCCUCCUCAUAAGUAUCGACGAUGUACAUCAGGGCAAGUCAGAGUAGGAUCGAUAGUUUAGAUCUUGAAACCAUUGUUUCCAUUGCUUGUUCUAGCUAGGCGUUAUAAGAAAAUGUCUGAUAACACAACUACUUUUACCUCGUCGAUUUCCGCAGAUGCUGAUGCAGCUGCUACCUCUCCAGCAGCCUCCUCCAGCAGAACCGCCUCUCCCGGAGCUAUGGGCGACGUGUUGAAUGACACACCAGCCAUCGAUUUUGCGAAGAGGUUGGAAGAAAACGACUCAUCCAAGAAUGACCCCAGUAGUAUCCUCUCCACACUGUUGAACAAAACGCCCUUUGUGACAGAACAAUGCGCGCAGACACUUGGUAAGGAGAAAAGUGAAGAAUUGAAGGCACUUUAUACCGAACUAUCUGCGUCAGCGUCGUCUUCUAGCCGUGGCGUCAACCCUCUUUUCGAAAAAGUAGUAGAAAGGUAUGAUGCGCCUCACCUAUAUCCGGUUCCUGCAUGGCUGGAAGGAGGAGUGAACUGUUGGACUGUGUAUAACUUGUUGAAAUACGCAAAAGCUGCACAACAUGAUGCAUCACCUUGAAGGAGGAAAUGUUGAAACGAUUUCUCCAAAUAGUCUAAAUCCCCUCCAGUGAUUGCAAUCCCUACUCUCAGACGCACACUAAAAUUUUUCGCAAAUGAUUUCCAAGAAAUUUCGCAUUGACAACGCCUACGCCAAAGAAUGGGAAAAUAUCAGUUUCCAC
Messenger RNA from Amoebophrya sp. A25, 786 nucleotides. The record is from the annotation of a GenBank genome assembly. NCBI's taxonomy places the organism in Eukaryota, Dinophyceae, Syndiniales, Amoebophryaceae.